UUAGGUUAGGUAUUUUGUUUUUGUUUAUAUUUAAAUGGUUUUUUUCCUAAUGUUGUUCGUUAAAAUACUAAAUUUUCGUUGUUUCAACGUAACAGUGAGUUCGAUAGCGAGAAAACAUUCAGCAGUAUGCAACUAUGCGGGCUCAAACAUCGAAACGCUGAAGGAAUUAUAUGUGGCAACUUGGGCUUCCAACCGGUAAAUACAGGCUCCGUGCAAUGGGGUAAGAUUGGGAGGCUGCAAAACCCUGUUUUCUUUUAUAUGGAGGAAACGGCAUGAAGAACUCAUUUAAAUGUUUUAUCAGGCUCUGCAUGAAUGAUUCCAAGUGUUAAGCAUGCAAAUCAAGGUUUCACCAAGGAAGAAAUUUUCCGAUUAAUGGAGAAUCCGGCUAUUUGGCGUAAGAAAGAAACCGAAGAUCUCAUCGACUCUUACCACCUAUACAAACGGCUUGGUUUCACCAACAGCGACUUUCUAGCCUACCCCAGUUUGCUCAUAAGCCAUCCGGUAGCAAAAUUCAACCAUUACAACAGUCUACUGGACACCGGCUGCAGCCCAAUCGAUGCGAGACUAUUAUGUAGAGCUUCGUACUAUUUCCGAAACAAAAUCGCCACACUAAAGCAAGAUGGGUAUUUGGAGCCUGAUGUCAAUGUAGCCGAUCGGCUACUGGAGUUGCUGCAGCCCCCCAGCAGCCGAUCUUCGAUUCCUCUGGAACAGAGCCUGAAGGAAAUCGAUGAGAUGAAGUGGACUGCGUUGCAUCGAACUAUUUUAACUGCAUGGUUACAAGUGCGGCUGAAGACCUCAGAAGACGAGAUAAUCAACCUGCUGCGCGUCCACAAAAUGAUAGCGAACAAGAGUUUUCGGAUCAUCAAUGAAAACAUCACUUUGGCUGAGUCCAUCGGGAUCAGCAACCGGAAGAUACUCAGAUCUGGAUACUUGCUGAACACCUAUCCAGAGUAUCCGAAGACCAUGCUCAGAGACCAUCCGAUUCUGGCCGGAGUGAACAUUGCGGCCUACUACAGAACCAACCCGAAGCUGAUGAUGAUCAACCCACGGAAAAUUUUGGAAAUUUUCAAGCUGCUGAAGGAAUACAACAUUUCGGACGAAGCCAUCCAGACGCGGCCCUCCGUGUUUACGAUGAGCCCGUUUACUCUGAAGCAGCGCCUGGAUCACAUUAAGCAAACCCCCGAGCUGCGCGUGAACUUCAACGAUUACAGAAUGUUAAACAUGGUCAUUCAUCACAAAACCAUGUCGAGUCGGCUGGGAUUUUUGAAGAAACUGAAACUCAGAUGCGCCAGCUUGAAUCACAUCGCCAAACCGGACGACAGCAAGUUUGAAGACUACAUACAAGAGGGCCGGGACAUGAAUAGAAUUUCUGAUGUUAUGGACUAUUUCAGCGCGUUGCUGAAGAAGCCCAAGGAAGAAGUUCGUGCCCGGUUGCGCAAGCAUCCCUUCUACUACUACGUGCCUUUCGUCGAUAUCCAGGCCAAUUAUGAGUAUUUGAUUCAAAUGGGGUACACCAAUGAGAAUAUUGCCAGAAGUUUGCUGGUUCUUCUUUAUCCCGGGUAUAAAAUAAAGAAAACAUUGGAAAAACUGCGUCGAGAGGCCACAUUGCGUUUCACAGACCUCCAGCAGUCCAAGCAGUUGAAUUUGGUGCUGUACUACAUUGAGAAAGAGUUCCAUUUUACUGGUAACGGAAUAUGGAGAACGGACCUUUUAGACAGUCCAGCAGAGGAAAAAACCUUGGAAUAAAACCCGACAUAAAAUAA
Messenger RNA from Dendroctonus ponderosae (mountain pine beetle), 1763 nucleotides. It is a transcript of the gene mTerf5, whose product is annotated as transcription termination factor 5, mitochondrial. Gene Ontology annotation, cellular component: mitochondrial matrix. The record is from RefSeq and is a predicted model, not a curated record. Bases 313 to 1746 code for a protein of 477 amino acids. Gene Ontology annotation, biological process: termination of mitochondrial transcription; regulation of DNA-templated transcription. The transcript has 7 exons. Gene Ontology annotation, molecular function: double-stranded DNA binding. Lineage: Eukaryota; Metazoa; Arthropoda; Insecta; Coleoptera; Curculionidae.